Molecule: messenger RNA, 4636 nt
Organism: Hypomesus transpacificus
Lineage: Eukaryota; Metazoa; Chordata; Actinopteri; Osmeriformes; Osmeridae
Gene: ctif
Product: CBP80/20-dependent translation initiation factor
Exons: 13
Coding region: 178-2241 (687 amino acids)
Biological process (GO): regulation of translational initiation
Cellular component (GO): cytosol
Molecular function (GO): protein binding; RNA binding; translation activator activity
Source: RefSeq, a predicted model, not a curated record
AUUCUCCUUUCUCUAGUGGUGUGUAGGGAGCGUUAUCUUAACACAUUUCUUUCUUAAAAAGUAGCCCCAUGACACCGCGGGUUUAAUUAAAGAAGGUAAUCCCGGAUUCCUCAGAAAUCCGAAUCCAAGACUUGGGUCCCGCCCCUCUUUGCAGGUCCUGCCCCUCGUUCCCUUGUCAUGGAGAACUCGUCUGUGGCAUCGGCGUCUUCUGAGGCGGGCAGCACGCGAUCGCAGGAGAUUGAGGAGCUGGAGCGCUUUAUUGACAGCUAUGUCCUCGAGUACCAGGUGCAAGGUCUACUGGGAGACAAAAGUGAGGUUGACGCAGAUGGGGAAAAACCCCAGUCGCACAUCUCACAGUGGACAGAGGACUGCAAGAACAAAAAAGACGGGAGUUGGUCAUCUUCGCGGGGGAGAGGAUCAUCCAAACCAGAUGAGUGGGAGCACAGCAGCAAUGGCAGCACAGGCUCCAGGCCCAGCUCAGGGUCCAGACCGGGUUCUGGCUCCAGGUCCAGCAGCAGAGGGUGCAACAAUCAGUUCAGAGGACCAAUCAAGCUGCAGAACGGAAACAGAGAAGGCUCUUUCGAUAUCUUAGGCACUGACAUCUGGGCCGCCAACACCAUGGACUCUCACGGAGGUGCCACGUGGGACAUGCAGCCUGAGAAGCUGGACUUCAGCCAGUUCCACAGGAAGCCUUUCCGGGGCACGCCAAAGCACCUUCCACACGUCGACCGAGAAGGAAUGAUCAAUGACAAGUUUGAUGGGGAUGAUGGGAUAGACCUGACCGAAAUGGAAAGGUUUCUACCUGGACUUGCACAGGCCUUCCCACCCCUUCCUAAUGAAGCUGAAAUUGCACACACCAAAAAACUAUUCCGACGCAAGAGGAACGAUCGACGGAGACAACAAAGACAGCAGGGGGUAGGAGGGGGAGGCGGUGGAAGGAUCCAGAAUCCUCUGCAGCAUCUGCAGCAGUUGCCACAGCAACAUCACAAUCAACAACAGCAGCAGCAACCUUCAUCACAACUACAACACCAGCCCCAGCAGCCGAUUGCAGGGCAAUCUGGGGGCAAUGGUUGCCGACCUCCUAGGGAACAACAUGGACGCCAGUACCAGAGCUAUGGUGGGCAGCGCCCGGUACCAUCCCACCAUGGCUAUAGCCUGAACCGUCGCUGGCACAACAACCAGAAACCGCACACUGGGCCUAGCCCUGGGCAGGGACAGCCCCCCAUAGCGGGUGACAAGGGUACACCCUUUAAAAACACCAAAGAAAAAAAGACUGAAAAUGUGUUAUUCGAGGAAUCCAAGCCGGACCCUGCUAGCAAGAAGGCCCUAAGUGAAGAUCCUAGGUCUUGUACAAAACCAGACCAGACGGUCAAUCAUAAUGAGAGUGGUAGCCCCAACCAGGGAACAAUGGGGAGUGUGUCGACAAGGGAGGGCCAGGCAGACGGCCCCAGGGUCAAUCUGUUGCAGUCGUCCAAGGACAGGCUGAGGAAGAGACUAAAAAACAAGGAGGAGGUGUGUGUGGCAAUUGAGGGGGACCCACUGCAAAACCGCAUGGACAGGCUGCUGGAGAUUCUCAACAGCAUGAGGAACAACAGCAGUGGGGUGGAGGUCCAGCUUAGCUCUUUCCUGGAGGAGGCCCAGAGCUCAGCUCGCUCAGAGGAGAUAUUAGCCCAGAUUGUGAGCACCAUCUAUGGCAAGGCUGUUAGCGACCGUAGCUUUGCUGCCACGGCUGCCAAGCUCUGUGACAAGAUGGCCCUCUUCAUGGUAGAGGGGACCAAGUUCAGGUCCCUACUGCUUAACAUGCUCCAGAAAGACUUCUCACGUCGGGAGGUGUUGCAACAGGGGGACGUGGAGUGCUGGCUGGGCUUCAUCACCUUCCUUUGCGAGGUGUUCGGAACCAUGAGAAGCAGCGCUGGGGAGCCCUACAGGGUGCUGGUCUGCCCAAUCUACACCUGCCUCAGAGAGCUACUGGAGUCCACAGACGUCAAGGAGGAUGCUGUUCUCUGCUGUUCCAUGGAGCUGCAGAGUACAGGGCACCUCCUAGAGGAGCAGCUGCCAGAGAUGAUGACGGAGCUGCUGGCCACAGCCAGGGACAAGAUGCUGUGCCCUUCGGAGUCCCAGCUCACUCGAUCCCUCCUCAUGGAGGUCAUCGAGCUGCACGCCCACCACUGGAGCCCCCUGGAGGCCCUUACAACUCAAUACUACAACAGGACCAUCCAGAAGCUUACCACCACUGCCUAAGGCCUCUCAGCCUCGGUUUCCAGCCCUUUCCAAGUCCACAGACUCAAUCCGUGUAACAUCCCCUGACCACUACUAUAUCAAUGCCACCAUCUCAAGGUUUACCAAAACAACCAAGGACCCCGAUCCAGCUUAUACUCCAUACCCUCUAACCCUCAAGCCCUAUAUCCUCAGAGAACUGUGCUGGUUUGACAAAGACAUGAGACCCAUGCAUAGUUAUGAAAAACACGUAAACACAUAAAUACAACACUAGAAACUGUGGCCAUUAAGAAACAAGGAGGGCGAGAACAACGGCAAGGUCAUGACAGGGAGAGGAGGGGUGAGGGGCUCGCCCUGUGUCUGGGGAAAAGAGAAGCGAGGUGGGGGGUGAAGAAGGGGGGGGAGGUUCUCUCGUGUUUGUGUGCCAACCUCUCACCCCUCUUUCUGUCCUGUCCUCCCCCCUCCUGUCCGUCUUUUGUGGGGGGGGGUGGGGGGGGCUGUAUGGGGGGGGGAGUAGGAAUAGGGUCCAGGUCAUGAGGACAGGCUGCAAGGCUGGGCCCCAGGGCUCCAGCAUGGCCUUCCUUUGUCCCCUCUGUAGGAGGUUCCUUUGUUGGGCUCAAACAACAGGCCUUCUGGGCUGUACUGGCUGGCUUUGGAUCUGGCUGGUAGAUGGCUGUCGGAGCCUUGGUGGGCGACACACUCCCGUCCUCUAGCCACAGACGAUGGGAGGGCGAAACACACCCUCCUCCAGCCUCUAGUCUCAGCCCAGACACCCAAGCCAGCCCAAUCCAGACUAGGCCACCAACAGAGGGGGUUGUGGGCCUCCAGAGUUAGUGGUGGGAUGGGGUGGGGUAAUCAAAACUGCUUCUUUUUUUGUCAUUGUUUUUACGAGGGAUUUAAUUUCCUCUAUCAGGCAGUGUUUACCAUGCUAUCUUGGUAUUGAUACAUUAUCACCUUUUUUUAUUAAUAAUAAUAUUAUUUGUAUUGUUUGAAAUUGUGUGUUUGAAUGUGUGAAUGAAAUAGUUUAGGCUAGGCGUAUUGCAAAGGUUUGAUUUGUUUUGCACAGUUUUGAGGCAGAUUGCUUUCAAAGUCAUAAAAACUCAAAUGGAAUUUGGGACAGUGGUAUGGAAAGAUCAAUAGUCAGAGGCAGAGGUGAGUAUUGUUUUGCUCUAAAGAAAUGGUUGAACUUUGUAUAAGAUAUCUGUAAGAUAGUGGUGGCCUUGUCAACUAAAUUCUCAAGAAUCAUGUCUUUGUUUUAAAAUGGUGUAGGAGGGCUUGCUGACUUUUUUACAAAUAUUAUUUGGUAUUACAUUUUCUUGCAGUAAAUUGCAGCUUCCACAUGAAAAUACAUAAAAAAAGCAUGACACACAAACAAACUAUUUCUGUAAUGUUCUGUCAUUUUUGCGGAAGCAUUUUAUGCUUUGGAAGAAAACAUGAAUUAACCUGUGUAUUUACAGACGAAAAAAAGACAAAUAUUUCACGAUAUUACUAAAGUAGUACUACAUCAUCAGUACUCUGGCUUAUCUGCAGAUGUGUGUAUUAUGAUAUGGACAUACCAAGCCAAUCAUUUAUCUUUUAAUGGACUUAAUGUAAUCCAGUAUUACAUUAUAAGCAAGUAUUUUAAGACAAUGGAGCGUGCUCAAGUAAAGGCAUUGUGCAAAGCUAAAAUGAUAGCAAAUUAUUUGCUGAAUAGGUAGGUUGGUUUGUGGUUGUAUUAAGAGUCCUCACGCAUUCUUAAGGCUACAGCUCAUUUUGCUUGGGGCUAGUCAGUCAUGCAAAACAGACACAACCCUCAUUUACCAUUGAACCACUGGGCAGUUUUAGAUUGGUCUUGUCUUGCAUCAAGAAUACAAAAUCCUUCAGGUGAGAACACUCCAGGGACUUGAGGGCUGUCCAACGAGUCAUGCAGAUUCACCGCCGAGCUCAGUCGUCCAAGUGUACGCCCGCCCGAGAGGUGAUUUUAUUUAUUUUGUUUGUUUUUAUUUGAUUUCUGUCAUUUCAUUAAUUUUUUAUUUUAGGUUUAUAUUUCAAUGGAUUUAGUUUUAAUCUUUGAUGUUUUUUUUUUAAAUGACUGAACUAUUGUAAUACCUACAGCUUGCAUGGUUUAGGGUGUAAGUGUGGUAUUACUUUAGUUUUAGAUUAUAAAGAUGCUAUUGGUCAAUUCCAUUAUGCAAAGGAGCAAAUUCAUUGCAAAGAGGGUUGGCCCCUCAUCUCUGACACUGAGGUGUCUUAAGUGUCUUUGACCCUAUCGCGGUCAUGUGACGCAACCGACGAUUGAAUGCAGUGCACCUUCCUUUGCAUCUCAUUGACAUUAAAAUGAGGCUCCAGCCUGAGUACAGAUGAGCUAUACAUUUGUGAAAGUAGUCAUCAAUGAAUUUGUUUUUUUAAGCAAUUGAAAAAUAAACUAACUGAAAAACUU